AUGGCAGACCUCCAUUUAUCGACUUGUAAGAGUCAUGAGUACACAUUGAUAAAUUUUAUCUGCUUCUUGCUAGCAAGCUUUUCUUCGGUUGCGCUGGCGGUUUUCAUUUCUACAACUCAAACAUACUUCAUCACGGAUGUGUUACAAAUAGGUGAGAACGUCGGAAGUUACGUUGGUACUUUGGGCUUGUUCGAUGAAAUCCUGUCGAUGUGCUUAGUGCCAUUGAUGGGAGUCCUAGCAGACCGAUUUGGGUCCAGGGUUGUUGUCUCAUCAGGUUUCCUCGUUUCCGGGCUAAGUCUUUUUGGUUUCGGAUAUUUUGUACGAACUAAUGUGGUCCCUCAGAUGCUAUUUUGGAGGUUGGUGUUUGCUGCCGGGCUGACAGCUUCCUUGGGUAUUCUCACAGUCAUGGUCAUCGAAAUGAACCACUCGGGAUUCGAUCUUAAAGCAUACAUAUCUGGCUUUAGCAACUCGUUAAGUCCGUUUGAUAGAGCACAAGAGGAGUCUGAUGCCAUGGGCGGUUGCGACGGAGCAGAUGUCCAUGAAAAUUAUCUGGAAAGAGUAGACAAUCUGAACAAAUCCAGGAAAGACGGGACCAAGGUCUCUUACAUGGGAAUAAUGAGUGGUCUUGGUGCAGUGUUUGCUGUCACUCUCUUAUUGAGACUUCCAGUUUUUUUUGGUAAAACAAGACCGGCAGGGUCUGCCAUGAGAAUGUCAUACUACACUGUGGGCGUUGGUGCAAUAGUUGUGGCUGUGAUUAUGUGGUUUUGCUCUUUCAAAAGUGAAAGCGAUAUCUCUUUUAAGGACGAUCUUUUCGAAUCGUAUGCACAGGACAAUGGGAUACGGGAGGAUUUGGUGAGCGAUUCUGAUGAGGAGUACUUUUCAUCCUCUACGGUAAGAGAAACUUAUUGGACUUCUCUCAAAACAGGAUUCCAGUUGUCGAUGGAAGAUCCCGGGAUUCUCAUUGCUUAUCUGAGUGGCUUUAUUUCACGAUGCAUAACAAUUGUGAUUACACUAUACAUUCCAUUCUAUGUGAACGCCUAUUACAGGGAGAUUGGAGAUUGUACCAAGAGUUCAAAUGACAAAGUUGACUGUCCAGAAUCUUAUAUUUUGUCAUCGAUUCUCACAGGUGUAGCCAAUUUAUUUGGACUUUUGCUUGCUCCAAUUUCGGGAAUUCUUGUCGAUCGAUUAAACAAUUACACCAUUCUCAUUUCGAUUGCCGCAAUCAUCUCGACAACUGGGUUUCUUACAUUCUGCUUGAUAACAACACCGGAUAAAAGUGUGAUGAUAUAUUUAGCAGCGUCAAUGAUGGGUUCUGCCCAAAUCAUGUUCAUUAUAAUAUCAAUGACUAUGAUUUCAAACAUAACCUCUGAGGACAAAUAUCGGCAGCGGGAAGGUUCUAUAUCGGGGGUAUUCGCUUUCGUCGGCGGUGUCGGGAUCAUUUUCACAUCUUUUGUUGGGGGAAAAUUAGCUGAUUUCAGUCCCAAGCUUCCCUUCUUGCUUGUGGUUGUUACAAGCAUAGUGAGCCUUUUGGCUGUUUUGCUUCUCAAUGGUCACUCUUUGAAAAGUUUGUGUGGCUUUUCAAAGCCUUCCGAAAGAAUCGAGGAACAAGAUGCUUCGAAUUUGUUAGAUUACGCUUCAACACGAACAUGA
This is a messenger RNA of Ogataea parapolymorpha DL-1, 1650 nucleotides long. RefSeq lists its product as uncharacterized. Gene Ontology annotation, biological process: transmembrane transport. Lineage: Eukaryota; Fungi; Ascomycota; Pichiomycetes; Pichiales; Pichiaceae. Bases 1 to 1650 code for a protein of 549 amino acids. The transcript has a single exon. Gene Ontology annotation, molecular function: transmembrane transporter activity. The record is from RefSeq and is a predicted model, not a curated record.